GGGAAAAAUACGAGGUAUGCUAUUACUUAGUCAAGCUUUUAUGGAAGCUUUAACAAUUUAUGGACUGGUUGUAGCAUUAGCACUUUUAUUUACAAAUCCUUUUGUUUAAUCUUAGCUUAGAAAUAUGAAAAAUAAAUAUAUUUUUCAUAUUUUAUUGCCUUCGACUUGUCGUUUGCUUUUUCAAAUUCUAUCAAGAUUUCCCUUCUCCAAUUCUUUAUUCUUUGAGAAAAGAACCUACGGGAAGGGCCAAUUUAUGGAUGAGGAAUUAGCAUACUGACUCACUUUCACCCUUCUCGUUCAUAGACCAAGGGAAAAAUUGUUAGUGUUCUAAUAACCAAUAAAAGGGCUAGUUCAUUAGUUCAUAAUUUAUAACUAACUCGAAUAUUUUUUUAUUUUUUUACUCAAUUUCAGAAAAAAUAAAAGAAUAAAUAAAAAGAGGGGUGAAGUGCUACAAAAAGAACUUUGUUCGAUUUUUUAGUGUAUCUAUAAGAGGAGAUCAUAUGAAAAACAUAAUCGAUUCUUUCGUUUCUUUGGGCCAUUGGCCAUCUGCCGGGAGUUUCGGGUUUAAUACUGAUAUUUUAGCAAUAAAUCCAAUAAAUCUAAGUGUAGUGCUUGGUGUAUUGAUUUUUUUGGAAAGAGAGUGUGUGCGGUGAUUAUUAGAUAAUCAAAAAUAGAGGAUCUUGAAUACCAUUCAAAAUUCAGAAGAACUGUGUGGAGGGGCUAUUGAACAACUCGAAAAAGCUUGUUCUCGCUUACGGAAAGUAGAAACCGAAGCCGAGCAGUUUCGAGUGAAUGGAUACUCCGAGAUAGAACGAGAAAAAUUGAAUUUGAUUAAUUCAACUUAUAAGACUUUGGAACAAUUAGAAAAUUAUAAAAAUGAAACGAUUCAGUUUGAACAGCAAAGGGUUAUUAAUCAAGUCCGACAAUGGGUUUUCCAACAAGCCUUACGAGGAGCUCUAGGAACUCUGAAUAGUUGUUUGAACAACGAGUUACAUUUACGUACCAUUAGUGCCAAUAUUGGCAUGUUGGGAACAAUUAAAGAAAUAACUGAUUAGUCUUUCUACUGUAGGUAUUAUUUUUUUCUUUCAAAAAAGAAUAAGAAAGAAUCAUGGUAACCAUUCGAGCUGACGAAAUUAGUAAUAUUAUCCGUGAACGUAUUGAACAAUAUAAUAGAUAAGUAAAGAUUGUAAAUACCGGUAC
This is a messenger RNA of Capsicum annuum, 1200 nucleotides long. Its product is annotated as ATP synthase subunit b, chloroplastic-like. Gene Ontology annotation, molecular function: proton transmembrane transporter activity. Gene Ontology annotation, biological process: proton motive force-driven ATP synthesis. The record is from RefSeq and is a predicted model, not a curated record. The transcript has 2 exons. Lineage: Eukaryota; Viridiplantae; Streptophyta; Magnoliopsida; Solanales; Solanaceae.